Brassica rapa (field mustard) is the source of this 841-nucleotide messenger RNA. Its product is annotated as translocator protein homolog. Lineage: Eukaryota; Viridiplantae; Streptophyta; Magnoliopsida; Brassicales; Brassicaceae. The record is from RefSeq and is a predicted model, not a curated record. Gene Ontology annotation, cellular component: membrane.
CUGAUUAUUCUCUGACCAAGCUGCUUCUUCUCUUCUCAUCUCAUUUACUCAAUCUCUCGAUCUCAAAUCUUAGUAUCCUCCUGCGUUAGACAGACGUUGUAAUGGAUUCUCAGGACAUCAGGCAUCGUGGAGGAGACGACAGAGACGCAGCAACCACCGCUAUGGCCGAGACGGACAGGAAACAGGCAGAUGACAACAACAAAGGCCAACGCGACCAAAAGAGGGCGAUGGCCAAACGCGGUCUUAAAUCGCUAACGGUAGCGGUUGCGGCUCCUGUGCUCGUGAUGCUCUUCGAAACGUAUUUCCUCGGCGGCGGCGGCUACGGCAGUCGUGCUCGGUCCUCGUCGUGGAUCCCACCUCCGUGGGUCCUACACGCCACUCGCCUGGCGUCGAGCGGUCUGAUGGGCUUGGCUGCGUGGCUCGUAUGGGUGGACGGUGGAUUCCACAAGAAGCCCAAUGCUCUGUAUCUUUACUUGGCUCAGUUUACGCUUUGUUUGCUUUGGGGUCCGGUUACGUUCCUGGUCGGGUCAGGAGUAGCCGGGCUUGUGGUGUGGUUAGGCCAAUCUGCGGCCUUGUUCGGAUGCUACAAGGCCUUUAAUGAGAUCAGUCCGGUAGCUGGUAAUCUGGUAAAGCCGUGUUUGGCUUGUGCUGCGUUUGUUACUGCCGUGAAUGUAAAGCUCGCAAUCGCCUGAGAAAGCCAACGAUGAUCGAUCUUUGGGGAUUCCAUUCCAUGUUUGUUGUAGAGUCGUAAUUAAGUGUUUACUUUUUUUGUUUUUUUACGAGUGUUUUGUGAUACAUAUAUUAUAAAUAAAGACGUUGCUGUGAUCCAAUUUUCUUCUCA